Messenger RNA from Impatiens glandulifera, 1178 nucleotides. RefSeq lists its product as uncharacterized. The record is from RefSeq and is a predicted model, not a curated record. The coding region runs from base 150 to 1112 and encodes 320 amino acids. The transcript is spliced from 5 exons. NCBI's taxonomy places the organism in Eukaryota, Viridiplantae, Streptophyta, Magnoliopsida, Ericales, Balsaminaceae.
CAUCUCUCUCUUUCUCUCCGCCUUGGCCAUGGAACCAUGUGAUAGUUGAAGUUUGAGGAUUCUCUCAACUGGAUCAUCUCUUCUAUCAGAUUCUCCAGAUAUCUGAUCGACUUGGUAAUUACAGAUGACAUUGUUGUGAGAAUAUUAAAAUGUCUGCUUACGGCCAUCAAUUGGAUCGGGAAUUCUCCUCCCAAUCCUUAUCUAGUAGAGGUCCAUCUGAAACUGGAAGCAUAGGUAACAGUAACAGCAGCAGCAGCAGCAACAGUUAUGUGAUGGAACCAGGGAUAUACAUGUCAUUCUUAGCCGCGACUAUAUUCGUUGGCGCACUUGCAACUCUCGGACUUCUAUUAGUCACUCUUCUGGUUGUCCUAACCGUGAUGUUGCAAUCAUGUGAUGCUAGAAGCAAGGGAGUGAUCGAGAUUAUAUCAAAUUCAUCAGACGUUUCCAAUUACUGCUCCGUGUUUUCUCUGCACGCAGAACUCAAUGAUUUGGAUUUUCACCAGUAUCCUGUCGUCUGUAGGGUUAUUGCUGUAGACUAUGUUAAAGGAGGACAGUAUGCUAAAGAUUUAAAUGUAACAAUUGAGUUGAUUGAGAAUUACUUGGGUAAUAUGAAAUCAGUUGAUGAUGAUGGUUUUGUGUUGAUGGAUAUAGAUUCAUUUCUUCCUUCAAAUAGUUUUCAUAUUUACUCUAUGCAAGAAUGGUUUAGUGAUUCUCUUGAGAAGGUGAAAACCCAUAAUCGAAUUUCGAUUCUAAGACUGUAUGAGAAACUUAAAGCUGGCAGGUGGCAACUCGUAUUGUUAACUAGGAGACACGAGAAGGAGCGAAACACCACAAUUGAAGACCUUGUUUCUGUUGGUUUCGGCGGUUGGCAUUCUUUAUCAAUGAGGUCAGAAGAUGAAUCGAAAAUGGACAACCAUGAGUACUUCUCAAGAAAAAAGAGGUUGUUAUUGGAUGAGGGAUUCCGCGUUUAUGCUACUAUAAGCAGCUAUAUGGAUACCUUUGCUGGUUUGAAUUUGGGAGGACAGAAAUUCAAGCUUCCAAACCCGAUAUUCAUCGAGCAGCCUGAAUUGAUUGGGAAGAAGGUAAUAGACCAAACCAAAGCCACUAUUUAAUUCAAUCAUAUUUGGAUUAAGAGUUCAAGAUGCAAAUAAAUUUUAAUGUAAAUUUUUAUUUAUAGU